AUGGUCCUUUAUGACAUUAUAAAAUUAAAAAGAUAUUCUUCCUUGUCAAAAAUUAAAAAUGAAAUACUAAAUCACUUUUUUUCAUUGCAGAAGAUAUGGGAAGAAAAAGUAGUAUAUCAUGAAAAUCUUGUAACAAAAAUUGAAUCCAGAAAACAAAUUUUAGAAAGUCAAGUUUUGCAACUGAAAGCUGAAAUUGAAAGUGAGAAGAGUGAAACAGCGAUAACUAACCUAAGCCCAGUUUCACAUGAGAAUAUUUCUGAGUCUAAGCAGGACAUAGAUUCUGAUUCUCCAAAAAGUGUCAUAAGGCAAGAAAGAAGCAGCACACAGAAAAAAACUACAUUUGACAACUGGAGUGAUACUACUGAAGAUUCCUGUUUGGACAUUGCUGUCUAUCAGGUAGAUAACGCAAAAAGAGAUGAAAAGCUGAAGACUUCGGAUAUCACAAAAACUGCACAGAGAUCUCAGCCAGCAUCUAGUAAGAAAACCCCAACAUGGGAAAGAACAAAAAUACCUGAAAAGUUUGGUGGACCAGAUGCAAUGGCGAACCUUACGAGUUCGUACACAGCCUUUAGUCAACCACUCCAAAGUGCUGGUACCAAGUUCUUCAGACGAGGUCAAAGAACUGGAACAAAAUUUUAUGAAACCAAUAAGCAGGAUGUGUUCACAGCUUUGCAGGAUGAUUGA
This is a messenger RNA of Schistocerca piceifrons (Central American locust), 684 nucleotides long. RefSeq lists its product as uncharacterized. The record is from RefSeq and is a predicted model, not a curated record. Lineage: Eukaryota; Metazoa; Arthropoda; Insecta; Orthoptera; Acrididae. The transcript has 5 exons. The coding region runs from base 1 to 684 and encodes 227 amino acids.